Polistes canadensis is the source of this 1984-nucleotide messenger RNA. RefSeq names its product fatty-acid amide hydrolase 2-like. The record is from RefSeq and is a predicted model, not a curated record. The transcript is spliced from 11 exons. Bases 145 to 1884 code for a protein of 579 amino acids. Lineage: Eukaryota; Metazoa; Arthropoda; Insecta; Hymenoptera; Vespidae.
CUGACAGUUUUUAAUUGAAAAUUUAUAUAUUUAAAAAUAAGAAUUGUUUCGAAUAAAGUUUUAUACGUUUCUUUUGUUUCUGUAAAAAAAAUAUUCUAUAACAAUUUUGUAUUUGAAAAUUAUAAUAAUAGAAGAAAUUUAAAAAUGAAUGUGUUAUCAACGAUAUUUCCACUCGUUUUAUUUGGUAUUACUUUUGAUUACUGGACAAUAAUCCAUCCGUUAGUACAAUGUAUUUUAAGAGCAUUUAUAUUCAUUUUAUAUUUGAUAACGUAUCCAAUAAUUAGAAUGCGACUUAAAAAACGUCAAUAUUGUCCUCCUGUGAUAAAUAAUAUAUUAUUUUGGCCAGCUACUGAAAUUGCUGUCAAAAUUCGUACCAAGCAGAUCACUAGCGAGGAAGUUGUAUCGAUAUUCAUCGCUCGUUGUAAGGAAGUCAAUCCUAUAUUGAAUGCCAUCGUAGAAAACAAUUUUGAAAAAGCGAUAAUACAAGCUCGCAUGGUAGAUCAAUUUUUAAAAGAAACUAGUAUUAGUGAGAUGAAUCUUGAACAGGAUAUGCCAUUACUUGGAGUUCCUGUAACAGUUAAAGCGAGUAUUGCUGUUAAAGAUUUUUGUUACGCUGUUGGAGAGGUAAGUCAAAAACACGUCAAGGCCGAAAACGAUGCACUCGUAGUAGCAAAUCUUCGUCGAGACGGUGCUAUUAUUUUAUUAACGAGUAAUGUACCGGAAUAUUGUAUGUCCUGGGAAACUAUGAACAAUAUCACUGGUAGAACAUUAAAUCCUUAUGAUACACGAAGAACACCAGGUGGUUCGACGGGUGGCGAGGGUGCACUUAUAAGUAGCGCUGCUUCUGUGAUUGGUGUUGCAUCUGAUGUGGCUGGAUCAGCAAGAUUGCCUGCUAUGUUUUGCGGUGUUUUUGGUCACAAACCAUCAUCCAAUUGGGUUUCAUCCAUGGGUCAUAAACCAGUUGCGAUAAACAAAACAUGGAAUUCUAUUUUUACGAUUUCUGUAAUGACAAGAUACGCUGUUGACAUACCUCUGAUACUAAAAAGUAUUGCAACAUGUGACGAAUGCAAAAAAUAUCUUAACACCAAGGUAGAUAUAAACAAAAUCAAGGUUUAUUAUAUCACUGAUGAAUUAUCAGCGAUAUUGUGUUCACCAAUUGACGAAGAAAUCAAAGUUGCUAUUAGAAAUGUUGUAGAACAUUUAAAUUCGACUUUUGGGUGUCCAAUUAAACAAUUGAAAUUACAAAAUAUGAAAUAUGCGUUUGAAAUAACAGCUGUUAUUCCUUCUGAAGUAGAUAAGUUGGAAACCAUUUAUAAUUUAGGAGAUGGUUCGAAGCCAUGGAAAAGUGUAUUCAUCGUUCUGUUGAAACGAUUAUUUAGACUUAAUUUACACACAUCGACAAGCAUAAUAUACGGAUUUAUCUUUAGAAUCUUAAAAAUGUUACCAUCGUGGUAUCAUAAAGCUGUUACGAAAAAACGUGAUGUACUUAAGAAAGAAUUGAAAGAAAUUUUAGAUUCGAAUUCUGUUUUGAUUUGCCCGACUUUUAAUUCAUGUGCUUAUUAUCAUUCAGAAAUGUACACCAAUAUUUUGAAUAUUGGUUAUAUGACUAUUUUUAAUGCGUUGAGUUUUCCUGUAACACAAUGUCCAAUGGGUUUAAAUAGCAAGGGUUUACCCAUAGGUUUGCAGUUGGUCGCUAACGAUAAAUGCGAUAAUUUAACCAUCACAUUGGCUAAAGAGAUUGAAAACAAAUUCGGUGGUUGGCAAUUACCACCAAGUAAUACUAAUAAAGAUAAUGAUAUCGAACUUGAUAAUGGUUAUACGGAUUCUAAUUCCAAAAUUACCAGGAAAAUGAAUAAAAUAUCGUCGACAAAUAAUAUCAAAUAAUAACAAAGAUGCUGUAUUAUAGAUUGUAGAAUAUAUUGUUGAAUAUUAUAAUUGCUAUGUUAUUUUAUAUAUAAAAAAAAAAUAUAUGAUAAUUGAAUCU